AUGGCUGCUAUGGGGGCCGGCGAGCGGACGGCUGUAGCGGAUGAAGCAGAAAGGGCAGAUGAGGGGGCGACUGUAGCGGAGCCAGUACAGAGCGACGCGGGGAGGCAGUCAGCAGUCAGUGGAAGGAACGGAGCUGACGAGCCCGCUGCUGCGCGGGCUUCCGCGAAUCAUGGCGCGUAUCAGGGUGUGGAUCACGGCGCAGAUCAAGGCGCGGGGGGAGCACGCGCGCGUCAGCAAGUGGCGGCGGCAGGGGCGGAGGAGGAUGAGCGCAGAGACGACGGACUGAGCUUCUGGCAGCACAUGGUCGCAGGAUCCGUCGCAGGCAUGGUGGAGCACAUGGCAAUGUUCCCCGUCGACACCAUCAAGACGCGCAUGCAAGCACUUGCCACCCCCGGGCCCCCCGUCCCCCCCGCUCCCUCCGCACCCUCCGCCGGUUUUUCCGCCCUCCCGUCCGCAUCCCCUUCCGCGCUUUCCUCCUUCUCGUCUCUCUCCGCCUCGAGGAGCGUCCCCGCUGCCACGUCAUGCGCCUUCCAAUCCACGUGUUCUGUCGCAAAUCCAGCAGCAGCAGCAGCGCAGAGCCUGUCGCAUUCGCCCACAAUCAGGAAUGCUGUUUCGUCUAUCCUUAAAACGGAAGGCGCAGCAGGCUUAUAUCGGGGAAUAGCUGCCAUGGGACUGGGGGCCGGUCCUGCCCACGCCGUGUACUUCGCCGUUUACGAAGCGGCGAAAGAGUCGCUACUGAGAAACAGCAGCAGUAGCAGCAGCAACGUCUCCGAUGGUUUAGGGUUUACGCCGGCUUUAGGGGUUUCACUGCCGCCAGCGGUCGCGCAUGCGACGGCGGGCGCGCUGGCGACGGUGGCGAGCGACGCGGUGCUGACGCCCAUGGACGUGGUGAAGCAGCGCCUGCAGCUAAGGCGCAGCCCCUAUGCUGGCGUGGUUGACUGCUGUCGCAAGAUGUUACAAGAAGAGGGGAUUUACUCCUUCUACCGCUCCUACCGCACCACGCUGGUCAUGAACGUGCCCUUCACAGCCGUGCACUUUGCGACAUACGAGGCCAGCAAGGCGGGCCUGGGGCGGGCGCUACCGGGGGAGGCGUUACCUGGGGAGGGCGUGCUGGACGAGGAUAGGCUGCUCACCCACGUGCUGGCGGGCGGCGCUGCUGGCGCUCUGGCCAGUGCCAUCACGAACCCGCUUGAUGUGGUGAAGACCCGGCUACAAUGCCAGGGUGUGUGUGGGGUGAAGCGGCUGCAGAGUGCAUCGGUGACAGCAGCACUGAGCAGCAUAGUGAGGGAGGAAGGGUGGGGGACACUGUUGAGGGGAAUGCGAGCCCGCAUGCUCUUCCACACCCCCGCUGCCGCUAUCGUCUGGUCCACCUACGAAGCUUCCAAGAACCUGUUGCGAGACAUCGUAGUGAGGGAGGAGGGGUGGGGGGCGCUGCUGCAGGGCAUGCGUGCAUGCGUGCUCUUCCACACUCCGGCUGCUGCCAUUGUCUGGUCCACGUACGAAGCUUCCAAGAACCUGCUGCGGGACUUGUUGACGAGACGCAUGGCAGUGCUGCCCGCUUGCUUACUGCUGCAGUUUGUGAAAUUCUCAUGUUGA
Molecule: messenger RNA, 1596 nt
Organism: Closterium sp. Naga37s-1
Lineage: Eukaryota; Viridiplantae; Streptophyta; Zygnematophyceae; Desmidiales; Closteriaceae
Source: the annotation of a GenBank genome assembly